AUGCUCUCUACCGGCUCCGGCUCCCCUUCCGGGCCUCCAGCAGAUCCAGAUCAGUUUGAUCUUUUGCCGGGCACCGAGAUUCUGCGAGACCUUUCUAGCCAAUCCUCCGAGUCAAGGCCAAUACUUGUCCCAACUCCAUCCGAUAAUCCCAGUGAUCCCUUGACUUGGUCCAAAACAUGGAAAUGUAAGCUCCUUCAUCCACCCUACUCCUACUCAUGCAUCGCAACCGCGCAGCGGCUUACCGAGAAUCAUCUAGACCUCGUCAUCGGAACCCAAUUCCUAUACCUCUUCGUCUCCGUCGAGUCCGCUCUGUCAAUGGGGCCCAUGUUCCCAUUUUUUGCGGAAGAAUUCGGCCUCGAUGAGACUCAAUUGGGCUUAUUAACCGGCUCCUGUGUCCUAGCCCUCGGAUUCGCAAACUUCCUCAUCGUGCCUUGCUCAAACAUCUUCGGCCGCCGCGUCACAAGCAUUAGCCUCUGUGCACUGGGUGGAGCAACCUGCAUAUGGCAGGCCCUCGCCACGUCAUAUUCGAGUUUGCUGGCUGCCCGUGCCAUCAACGGUAUAGCGACAGCAACGAGCGAGACGAUCCUGGUUCAGGUUGUAUCCGACGUGUUCUUCCUGCAUGACCGUGGCUUGUGGACCGGUGUUUACUUCAUGGGGUAUUUCCUGGGUUUAUUCAUCGGACCCAUUAUUGCAGGAAAUAUCGCACAAACAUUCGGCUGGCGGAGCUUCUUCUGGCUCUCCCUCGCAAUGACUGGCGUCAAUCUUAUUACGCUUUGUGCCUUCUUCCCUGAGACGAAAUAUUCCCGGCCUGCCAGCAAUGAUUCCGUCCCUCCACACGAAGUGUCCUCUACCGAAGCCCACAAAUCCGACUCGAUCCAGCUCGAAAACGUCGACCACUGUGACCCUGCACCAGCGAUCGUAGGCAAGGGCCGCCCAUCAAAACCCCAAUUCACACUCUGGCAGUCCCCAGAUCCAAACUGGAAGCGCUUCCUCAUUCGCGACACCAUCUCCUCCAUCACCGUCUUCUCCUUCCCCAUCAUCCUCUGGGCGGGUCUCAACGUCGCCGGACCCGCCAACGUCCUGCUAUACUGGAACCUCACAGAGUCCGCCAUCCUCGGCUCCCAUCCAUACAACUUCACCCCCUCGGCCGUCGGCUACUCGAACUUUGCCUUCGUCGUCGGCGGCGUCGUGGGUCUCCUCACCGCAGGCCCCUUCUCCGACUGGAUCGCGAUGCGCGCCACACGCGCGAACAACGGCAUCCGUGAAGCCGAGAUGCGUCUUCCCGCUCUAAUCCCUUAUUUCUUCACCUCAGUAGCCGGGAUCAUCAUCGGCGGAGUUGGAUACAGCGAGAAAUGGAGUUGGCUUGUGGUCGUCGUAAUUGGAUACGGCUUCUCGGGCCUGUGCGUGACGGCCGUGCCGACGAUUGCUGUUGCAUACGCGGUGGACUGCUACCGGCCCAUUUCGGGGGAGAUUAUGGUUGUCGCGACGGUGAUUAAGAAUAGUUGUGGGUUUGCAAUGAGUUACUGGGUUUUCCCACUUGCGGGGAGGGAGGGGUGGGUUGUGCCUGCGAUGGUGCAGUUGGCGUUGACGGCGGGGCCGAUGGUGCUGGGGGUGCCGAUGUAUUUUGGUGGGGGGAGGUGGUUGAGGAGGGUUACGAGGAAUUCGGCGGUGCAUUCGUAUGGGGAGUGA
Aspergillus calidoustus is the source of this 1689-nucleotide messenger RNA. NCBI's taxonomy places the organism in Eukaryota, Fungi, Ascomycota, Eurotiomycetes, Eurotiales, Aspergillaceae. The record is from the annotation of a GenBank genome assembly.